This is a messenger RNA of Tarenaya hassleriana, 1080 nucleotides long. RefSeq names its product zinc finger protein GIS2. Gene Ontology annotation, molecular function: zinc ion binding; nucleic acid binding. The record is from RefSeq and is a predicted model, not a curated record. NCBI's taxonomy places the organism in Eukaryota, Viridiplantae, Streptophyta, Magnoliopsida, Brassicales, Cleomaceae.
AUUGCCUAACAUGAUAAUUUCUAAUUUCUCCUUUGGUCGAAGCAAAAAUCUGCGUCUUCAUCGCUGAUAGAGUUUCUGCAAAUGCGCCCCUCAGUUGUCGGAGAAAUGGAAAUGGGUUCACGUAGCAUGAGCAGGAGCAGGAGCCGAAGCCGAAGUAGGAGUAGGAGUCGAAGCAGAGGGCCGAGAGAUCGGAGAAUUGGAUCUGAACGUUCUUCCUACCCUAAUGGUCCUUCUAGGAGGGAUCCACGUCGUCCUUUCAGCCAAGGGAAUCUCUGCAAUAACUGCAAGCGACCUGGCCAUUUCGCAAGGGACUGUCCUAAUGUUUCUGUCUGUAACAACUGCGGUCUUCCUGGGCACAUUGCAGCAGAGUGCACGGCCGAAGCACGAUGCUGGAACUGUAGAGAACCGGGACAUGUUGCUAACAGCUGUCCUAACGAGGGAAUCUGUCACUCCUGUGGGAAAUCCGGACACCGAGCCAGAGACUGCCCUAACCCCGAGCCCCGUUCAGGAGACUCGAGACUCUGCAACAACUGCUUCAAGCCCGGUCAUCUAGCCGCCGACUGCACCAACGGAAAAGCGUGCAAGAACUGUAGGAAAACGGGUCACAUCGCUCGUGACUGCCAUGAACAACCUGUUUGCAACAUCUGCAACAUCUCGGGACAUUUGGCGAGACAAUGCCCUAAAGGAGACGGUUACCCUUCGGAUAGGGGAGGCGGGUUCAGAACCCGAGAUAUUGUGUGCAGGAACUGUCAUCAGAUGGGUCACAUGGGUCGGGAUUGCAUGAGUCAGAUGAUGAUUAUAAUCUGUCACAACUGCGGCGGCCGGGGACACAUGGCUUACGAGUGCCCGUCGGGUCGGCAAUCCGCCGACCGUGGAUUUAGGCCGUACUGAAAAGCUUAAGUCGUCAGUUAGUGAUUGAGGAUUUCGACCACUUCCAUUACGAGUCCUUGCAGUUGGCAUGGCAAGUACACUCGGAUCAUAAUUUACGUUUACGUUCAUUGGCGAGUUCGAGUUUGUGAUGUGAGAGUUUUAUUACCUUUGUUUUUUUUUCCCUUUUAAUUUAUUUAUUUUUGUUUAAUA